Myxocyprinus asiaticus (Chinese sucker) is the source of this 8529-nucleotide messenger RNA. RefSeq names its product histone-lysine N-methyltransferase NSD2-like. Gene Ontology annotation, biological process: regulation of DNA-templated transcription. Gene Ontology annotation, cellular component: nucleus; chromatin. Bases 370 to 6183 code for a protein of 1937 amino acids. The record is from RefSeq and is a predicted model, not a curated record. Gene Ontology annotation, molecular function: histone H3K36 methyltransferase activity; protein binding. The transcript is spliced from 22 exons. Lineage: Eukaryota; Metazoa; Chordata; Actinopteri; Cypriniformes; Catostomidae.
AUAACGGAGCAAUGAUCGUAUCAUUUAUCCCCAUGAGCUGACUCUCUGGAGGUUGCUUUACCUGUCCACAGGUGCCUGAUACACUCGAAAAUACUGUAUCAACACAUCAAACAUAUGGAAAACAUUACCCAUCAGAAAAAAGAUGCCUGAUUUUGACGUUGCCUUACCUGUUUCAUUAGUCUAUAGGGCUCAAAUCCCACUUGUAGUCCCUUGUUAAGCCUUGGGGAUCUGACCCUUUGGAACCUGAACCUGCCUUUGCCUGACAGGGACCCACAAUGCUUACAAAACAAUGUGCACAAAGGGUAUUCUGUGCAUGGUAGCCAGAUUGCGUUAGCUGAGAUAACUGUCUCACGGUGGUGCCAUACCAAAAUGGACACAGCUCUGACUGAUGGUAGAGCUGACAAUGACAGCUGCACUUCUCCACCCAGUCCUGAUUUUAGUCUGGACUCAUCCAGUCCCUUUGCAAAUGGACUGCACUUUGAGUCAAUUUUGUUCGAAGAUGAGGACGAGGAUGAAGUUGUGGACACAGAGACAGUGUCUCUGUUGGAAAGCACCUUGUGCAGUUCAAGAGGAGAAGAUACAACAAAUACAAAUUUAAAGACAAAAUUAGAUAUCAAACCUUGUCCGACUAGAGGCAAAUUCUCAAAGGCUUGCGCAUCCCUGGGCCAAGAAGUCGUCUUUGAAGACAAGUCAAAAAGUGAUUGUGGCCUUUCUUCUCUUGUGAGCAGUCCUGCUGGGAUUGUUAUGCAGACAAAAAAGCAAAAAACAAAGGCUGUACCACCUGUGAAAUAUUUGGAAGGUGAAGUUAUAUGGGCCAAAUUCAACCACAGACCAUGGUGGCCAUGCCAGGUGACUGUUGACCCACUUGAGGGAGUUUACCACAGAAUUAAAGAGCCAACAGACAGGAUCAACCAUCAGUAUUUCCUCAAGACAUUUGGAGAACCUAAAGAGCAUGCAUGGGUUCCUGAGCGAUCUACUCAUAUUUUCGUUGGUGGAUAUCAGUUUAACAAUCUCCCCUUUGUCAGAGGAAGUGGACGGCAACAAAAUGAAAACAGCAGAUACCCUGUACCCAAGCGUUUUCUGAACUCAUGGAGAGCUAGUGUGGCUGAAGCAGAAGCACAUGUCCUGGAGAAGCCGAGAGUAAACACUCCCUGCUCAGAAUUAAUCCAAAACAUCUCUGAUGGAACCACAGCAGACAGUGAAAACAAUGUCUCUGUGACAAAGAAGUCUUCAGUGGAAUUCCCCAACAUUAUACCUGUGACCAAUGGAAGAGUUGCACAAAAAGACCACCUGCACAACUUCCCACAUAACCAAAGGUCUAAAAACACUAAAAGGCAAAGAAAGUCAUCAUCCACACAAUUCAGAAAAGUUAAAGAUUUCAGUUGUGAGAAGGAUAAGUUUGUGGAAGCUUUGGACAGUCCCUACUCUGACAUUGAUUCAGUACCUCAGAUUCGCAGAUGUCCCAAAAGUAGUGAGCGAAUAUCAAAGCAGUGUGUUAUUGAUAAACUGUCAAAAUCAACCACAAGCCAACUUACUGUUACAAAUGAUACAGAAGUAAAGAAGAACAUUGAGAAUCAGGGUGGCCUUUGGUUCAGCAAAGCAGGGAAAGGUCAAGUAAAUGGAGGACUUAGUCGUGCAGGAAUUAAAUCGGUUAAUUGUUCCUUUGGAAAGGUAUCUUGCAAAAUUAAGAUGCCAGAUUCAGCAUGCAUGAAAUCCAAAGACAAUCACAUCACAGAACUCAAACAUUUGUCUGUUGAAGCCAAAAAGGCUCUUGAUAGGAGAGUGAAGUGCCUUCCUGCAAGUAGUCGUCUGAUGACAAGAGCGUUGAAGGCAAUGGAGGAGGCAGAACACAUGAAGAAUCAACUCUCAAACCAGUUUCAAGAGUCGACUUCAAAUGUUGAAGCAGAGAAUUCCUCUCAUUUUUCAUUACCUGAUAAAACAGGUGUUGAUAACCACUUCUCUUCACAUAAGAAAGCAACUACAGCAAGCCAUGAUCGGAAAAUGGACUCAGAGCUGUCCUCUGAUUGUCCAUGUUUUGAAGAUGAUGUAGUGAAAUCUGAGGAUGAAACAUCUUUGAUAUCUCCAGCACCUGUUGUCUUUCAUUCAUCCAAGUGCAAACAAGAGAGCCAUGUUUCUGAUUUGUCUUAUAGCUCUACUCCAUCUCCUUUGCAGUUAAGCAUAGAAGAUGUUGAGAACUUGCAAGAAAUAACCUUCAAGUCUUUAUCAAACAAACAUAGUGGCAAGCCUCUGUCUUUUCUGCCUGACCCAAACUAUAAGUUUAGCACAUUCUUAAUGCUGCUCAAGGAUAUGCAUGAUAGCCGUGAAAAAGAUGGAGCACCAUUGGUAAUUGAACCUUUGCCUGUAGAUGAACUAAUUAAAGAGGAGCCAUUACAGAUUCUGGCAAAGGGCAUAAAGGAUGAGUUGACCCAAACAAACAUGGUAGUUUCACAAAAAUGUAAACCUGGCAAAAUGUCUGGCUUCAAAUACAAACAGAAGAAGAUCAAGCUAAAGUCUGGGCCAAACAAGACAAUUGAAAUCCCACAGAGUGACACAAACAACAGCAGUGUUAUCCCUGAAAAACAGCUAACUUCUAUCAUUUCGAAGUAUGCUCCAAGGUCUAGCAAAAAUAUUCAACCUUUGGAAAAUAGAAAGAAACUUUGUAUCAGCACGGCACCCUGUGAGAUCUCAGAGCAUGUCCAUUCCAAAUAUUCAUUGGACAUACUGAUACCAGAGCACAAACUGGCUUUAGAGGAACCAGGGACCAAGUUUUCUGUCAGUGUGCCCAAAAAGCGUUGGCAGAAGUUUGAUCAAGUCAUUGACAAUGUGUUACAUAUAGACAUAGGCAAUGGUGAACAAGAAGCAGAACGACUACCUGAGUUACCCUCUGAAAAUUGUCACGUCUUGGUGGGUGGCACAAACAAGUCAAGUUCUUUUGCGCCUGGGAAGGAAGUGAAUACAAACGCACCAGAAAUUGUUCCAGGCAACUGUCCAUUAAAUUACAUCCCUACUGGUAUAGAAUGCAAACGUAUAAGAAAACCUAGCAAAAGACUCAUAGAAUGGACAGAGGAAUACGAUCAAUUGUUUUCCACUAAGAAGAGAGCAAAAAAGAAACCUGAGUCAUUUUCGAAGGUUGAAAAACACAACUGCAGUGGCCCAUUGGAGAAAACAUCUGGUGAAAGUAUACAGGAACCUCAGGUAAUGGAACAAGGUGUGUCGAAAUCACUGUCAGAAGUACAGACUCCUCCUCCAGAAGAGAUGUCUAGGAGUACUUCUUCGAUAAAUACCACUCCAUGUCAAGAGAGUCAAGUUUUGUCUGUAGACACGCUAACUCCGCCACCUGAAACUGUCCCAUCUCCGUGUAGGGACAUUUCUCAAAAAGAGCAGUUUCAAACCCAAAAUGGUAUAGCAGCUGGUGAUGGUGUGUGUCUAAGCACAAAGAGACAAAGGAAGCCCACCAAAAAGAUUCUUGAAAGUUCCAUUGAAGCUGAACCAAUUCUCAUGCCUAAAAGGAAGGUGAAGUCACAGAAGACAUCUGGACAUGCUGCUAGUUCAGGGAUGGGUCAACAAUCAUCAAAAUGUAAGAUUAAGAUAUCUUCUAAUGCCAUCAACACAGCAACUGCCCCAAUCUUAAAAAGCACAGAGAAGGAGACAGAAAUGGCCCCUACUGUUCCUCAGCCAGUUAACCCAGAACCUGAGAUUGUUUCAGAUGCUCUGGACUCAGAGAUGUUUGUACCUAGUUCUGACUUAUGUUCUGUGAAAGAAGACAAUUCACAGUCUGAUGAAGGACAUUUGGCUAAUAAGAAGUUCUCGGGGGAGAAAGGGGGCUGCACCUUAUUCAAGGAGAAUGUGUGUCAGGUGUGUGAGAAGCAGGGAGAUUUGCUUCUAUGUGAGGGACAGUGCUGUGGGACAUUUCACCCACAAUGCAUAGGACUGAAAGAGUCUCCCAUAGGACAGUUUUUAUGUCAGGAGUGCACAUCUGGUGUACACUCAUGCUUUACUUGUAAGGGCCUGAGUGACGAUGUUAGGCGUUGUAUGCUUCCUGAAUGUGGGAAGUUCUACCAUGGAGAGUGUGUUGCCAGCCAUGCGCCCACAGUGCCUCUGAACCUGGCCUUUCGUUGUCCCCUCCAUGUCUGUCUGGCGUGUUUCAUCACAAACCCAGCCAAUCCGGCCAUAUCUAAAGGCCAGCUAACUCACUGUGUCAGAUGCCCUGUGGCAUAUCAUGCCAAUGACGACUGUAUACCUGCUGGUACUGUCACACUGACCGACAGCAUUAUAGUGUGUCCCAAUCACUUCACACCACGCAAAGGCUGCCGCAACCAUGAACACGUCAACGUCAGCUGGUGCUUUGUCUGCUCAGAAGGAGGUAGUCUGCUGUGUUGUGAAUCAUGUCCUGCAGCAUUCCACCGAGAGUGUCUGAGUAUUGACAUGCCAGAAGGCAGCUGGUACUGCAACGACUGUCGUGCUGGAAGAAAACCGCACUACAAGGAGGUAGUGUGGGUUAAAGUGGGCCGCUACAGAUGGUGGCCAGCAGAGGUCAGCCAUCCCAAAAACAUCCCAGAGAAUAUCUUACGCAUAAGACACGAUAUCGGAGAGUUCCCGGUUCUUUUCUUUGGCUCUAAUGACUAUCUGUGGACCUACCAAGCCCGUGUUUUCCCUUACAUGGAAGGUGACGCCAACAGUAAAGAAAAAAUGGGAAAGGGAAUUGACUCUACCUAUAAGAAAGCUUUGGAAGAAGCUGCCAAAAGGUUUAAAGAACUGCAGGCCGAGAAAGAACUAAGACAACUCCAGGAGGACAGAAGAAAUCACAAGAAACCUCCACCUUACAAACACAUCAAGGUGAACAAACCAAUCGGCAAAGUGCAGAUCAUCUCGGCAGACCUUUCGGAGAUUCCUCGCUGUAACUGCAAAGCAACGGAUGAGAACCCUUGCGGUAUGGACUCGGAGUGCAUCAACCGUAUGCUGCUGUAUGAGUGUCACCCACAGGUGUGUCCUGCAGGUGAGCGCUGCCAGAACCAGUGCUUCACCAAACGUCAGUACUGCCAGGUGGAGAUCUUUAGGACACUGUCUCGAGGCUGGGGGCUGCGCUGUGUGCAUGACAUCAAAAAGGGGGAUUUUGUUAACGAGUAUGUUGGAGAGAUGAUUGACGAGGAGGAAUGCCGUGCCCGGAUUAAGCAUGCUCAAGAGAACGACAUUGGCAAUUUCUACAUGCUUACACUGGACAAGGAUCGAAUUAUUGAUGCCGGACCCAAGGGAAAUGAAGCCCGUUUCAUGAACCACAGUUGCCAGCCGAAUUGCGAGACCCAAAAAUGGACAGUCAACGGUGACACACGUGUUGGGCUUUUUUCACUUACAGAUAUCCCUGCUGGCACAGAGUUAACAUUCAACUAUAAUCUUGAGUGUCUGGGUAAUGGGAAGACGGUGUGCAAGUGCGGUGCAUCUAAUUGCAGUGGAUUCCUGGGAGUGAGGCCCAAAAAUAACCCCCCAUCAGAUGAGAAGGGCCGUAAACUAAAGAAGAAGUCUCAGAUGAAGCGCAAAUCCCAGCAGGAAGUGGUCAAGGAGCGUGAGGAUGAGUGUUUUAGCUGUGGAGAUGGAGGACAGAUUGUGACUUGCAAGAGGCCAGGCUGUCCGAAGGUUUACCACGCAGACUGCCUCAAUCUCACCAAGAGACCCGCAGGCCGUUGGGAGUGUCCCUGGCAUCAGUGUGACUUGUGUGGCAAGGAGGCGGCUUCCUUCUGCGAGAUGUGCCCUAGCUCCUACUGCGUAGAACAUCGGGACGGCAUGCUCUUCAUAUCCAAACUGGAUGGGCGCUUGUCAUGCAGCGAGCACGACCCCUGUGGCCCUGAGCCCCUGGAGCCUGGCGAGAUCCGGGAAUAUGCGUCGGAACACACCACCACGUACCCUAUCAACCUUAUCAGUGUGGCCAACCCUAAAUCCACACCUCUAAACACUAUAUCUAUCCCAGAGUCUGUCUCACACCCUGAAGUAGCUCCUCAGAUCUCCUUUGACCCCUCCAGCAGCCCUCCAAUGUUUAACAUAUCUCUGAACUGUGCAUAUUCACCCAUUUCUCCCUAUGGAGAAGAACAUGAAGAAGAGGAGGAGGAUUUGAUGGAAUUAGAAAGGGAUUGUAAGGGCAAGAAGAACAUACCUGAUGGAAAUCUGGAACAAUUUCAGAUGAGGGUUUAAUCUAUUAAGUAUUGAAGCUAGCUGGCUUGGGGUUUCUUCGGAUUAUCAAACUAUGUUAUAGCCAUGCUCUUGUUGUCUGGCCACCUGGUGGAAACAGUAAAAGCUAUUAGAUGCCUUGUUCUGAAAUUCUGCACUUUGAGGUCCAUUAGUAAAUUUAGUUGAAGAUAAUCUCUUAUGAGAUUAAAUGAGACUGGAAAUUUGGAAGAUCAUUGAUUUUAAUAACUGUAUUUCCGUGCAGCACAGGUACAAUUCAGAAACUUUGAUUGGACAGUAUCCACAUCCAAGACCAUCUUCAUCACCAGUUUAAAACAUGGGAUUGCGCCCAGCAUUGUGUCUUCAGGAAUUAUUUAUUUGCAGACAACUGGCAUUGCACACACACGUACAAGACUAGUGAAAUACUCUGAACAUCACAAACAAAAAAUGAAGAGGAGUAUUGUUGUGAAGUUUAUGUGGAAAGAGAAUAUUAAACAAAACACGUUUGUGCUGUACAUUUGCUCUGUGAGCAGAUGUUACACACCUUAAUAAGGUAAGUAGAGUCAAUUUUGCUUGUCAAUAAGUGGUUCAGCUCCAUUAAAGGAAUAGUUCACCCUUUUAUUCACCCUCAUGCCAUCCCAGAUGUGUAUGUCUUUCUUUCUUCUGCUGAACACAAACAAAGAAUGUCUCAGCUCUGUUGGUCCAUACAACGCAAGUGAAUGGUGGCCAGAACUUUGAAGCUCAAGAAAACACAUAAAGGGAUUAUAAAAGUAAUCCAUACGUCUCCAGUGGUUAAACCUCAAUCUUCAGAAGAUCUGAAAAACAGAUCAAGUCCUUUUUUAUUAUAAAUUCUCCUCCCUGACCAGUAGGUGGCGAUAUGCACGAAGAAUGCAAAAACAAUAGAAGAUUCUGAAAGUAGAGAUUGAUAGGAAAAAAGGACUUAAUUAUUGUUCUGUUUCUCACCCACACCUUUCAUCUCACUUCUGAAGACAUGGAUUUAACUACUGGAAUCCUAUGGAUUACUUUUAUGCUGCCUUUAUGUGCUUUUUGAGCUUCAAAGUUCUUGCAUUGUAUUGACCAACAGAACUGAAAUAUUCUUCUAAAAAUCUUUGUUUGUGUUCUGCAGAUGAAAAAAAAGUCAUGCACAUGUGGGAUGGAAUGAGGGUGAGUAAAUGAUGAGAGCAUUUUCAUUUUUGGGAGAACUAUUUCUUUAAGAGUCCAGUCAAUUUUGAUAGGAAUUGAUAAAAUGAUACGAUAUGUUUUGAUUUACCACAUCCUCUAAAGACACAUAAUCCUAUUUGAAAAUUCUUUGACAUCCAAAUAUUCAACAUCUUUUCAGAUCGAACUCCAUUAUGCCUUGAAUCUUCAACGUUAGAUCUGCUAAAGUCAGUUAUUGAAUAAUGUCAUCAUUAAUGGAUUGGGCAGAUAGGCAAAAGGAUUAAACCCAUUUGUUUUAUACUGGGGGUUUUUAUACAUCAAAGCUAUAAAGGAGAAUGUGACAUUGCGAGCCGCUUUACAAGCACUCCAAGUCAAGUAUUUGGCUUCAAAUCUGGCAAUAUCCUUAAGAGCUGAUAUUGUGAAUGUUGUUCAACAUAAAAUGUGAACUGAGACUGCAACUAUUAUAGAUGUAAAACACUAAUAUUUGCAAAUGGACUAGUCGUCUGUAAAGUUAAUUUAUAUGACAAAUGAUGUGGGCUUGUUGCUUAUCUGCAUGUUAACACUCCUGAAUUUGCUCUUCUGUUUUUUCCUGACCUCUCCAAUCUAACAGGCCGACGUGUUCUAAAUGUUGCACAGCAUUUCAACUUUUUUACUGUGUUCAUGUAUGUUAUUGCACUUGAUGGUUUAACGCUGCUCUAAGAAUCAUUCCAUUUUAGGGUAUUCACAGAAUAUCAGGCAAAAAGGCAAAUAUCUGCUGCCAUGAUUGAGAUUUUAAGUGUGCUGUAGUGCUUUGUACAGAAUAAACAACAGUACAAAAUGUUUGUGCUUUUUGCCUCGGGAAAAAUUAUUACUGUUUGACUAUUAAUUAUUAGGUAACACUUUAUAAUGAGGUUCUGUUUGUUAACAUUUAAUGCAUUCGGUAUCAUAAAAAAACAAUGAACAACAUGCUUUUACAGCAUUUAUUUAUCUUUGUCAAUGUUCAUUGUUAAUUUAUGUUAGUUCAUGAUGCAUUCACUAAUGGUAACAUACAGUAUAGAACUUAUGUUAAAAAUGUAUUAGUAUAUCAUAAACAUUAACCAAGAUUAAUAAGUGCUGUAAAAGUAUUGUUAAUUGUUAGUUCAUGUUAUCUAAUGUAGUAAACAAAUGUUUAUGAAUACAACCUUACUGUAAAUUGUUGCCUCAAUGACUAUUAUUUAAUUAUUUAUUAACAAGUUA